AUGCGCCUCUUCAAACCAAUCGUCAGCGUCAAUCACCUUAUACUUACUCAGUUGAACCCGCUUCGCUAUGAAGGGGCAAAUUUGCUUUGGGAAGUGCUGCUCCUUAGAACUUUGCUUUCCAGUAUUCUGGGGAGCUAUGUUACAUUUCCACUAUUGCGAGUGCACUGGAUCCCUGCGCAAAUGAAUACCGAGCCAAAAAGAAAGUCACUCGUACUCUGA
This is a messenger RNA of Morchella importuna, 219 nucleotides long. RefSeq lists its product as uncharacterized. The transcript is spliced from 2 exons. NCBI's taxonomy places the organism in Eukaryota, Fungi, Ascomycota, Pezizomycetes, Pezizales, Morchellaceae. Bases 1 to 219 code for a protein of 72 amino acids. The record is from RefSeq and is a predicted model, not a curated record.